CCAGCCCAGCCCAGUCCCACCCGCCUGCCCAGGCCCAGCUUCCCUUAGCUUCCGCCAGCCGGGUUCUCUGCCCCAAGGACGCUCCCGCCCGGUGCGAGCAGGAGGCGGCGCACAGAUACAGAAAGUGAGGCUGAGACACAUUGAAGACAGUGUGCCUGAGAGAACCUGAUGCCCUGACACAUCCCAGGCUCUGAAACUUCACCAUGCUUCCUCAUUCUUACUUCUUCCAUGUUGGAACAGCACAGCCCUGGUUCGGCUCCCACCGCUCCACCAUAGGCUGUGCCUCCUUGAGCCUCACACCUUGCUUCAUGGAGCUGUACUUAGCUACAGAAGAAUUGUAAAGAUCACAGGAACAUAGGGUAGUCAAGUGACAGGAUGAGAAAGUGACAUUUACCUAAGGACACCCAGAUACCCUAGAGGACCCAGAACUUGAAUUUUGGACCCUGGGGAUUCCCAUCAGAAAGUUUUCAGCCUCUGUCCAGGGGAUUUUUUUAACCACAAAGGGUAAUUCCUACUCCACCCUUGCUGUGACUCUGCUAUGACGUUGGACCACACAAGCCAGAGAGGAGAAGAUAAAGUCACCAGAAAGGGUGGCCCGGGGCCAGAACCCACCUCUCUCUCCAGACUCCACAAGGCUGGUCCUCUCUGCUCUACUUAACAGACCUUCUGGCCACCUGAAACCCCAAGAUGGCCUCCAGCUCAGCCCCUGAUGAAAACGAGUUUCAAUUUGGUUGCCCCCCUGCUCCCUGCCAGGACCCAUCAGAGCCCAGAGCUCUCUGCUGCACAGCCUGUCUCUCUGAGAACCUGAGAGAUGGUGAGGAUCGGAUCUGUCCUAAAUGCAGAGCAGACAACCUCCAACCUGUGAGCCCAGGAAGCCCUGUGACUCAGGAGAAGGUUCACCCUGAUGUAGCUGAGGCUGGAAUCACAUGUCCCUUUGCAGGUGUUGGCUGUUCCUUCAAGGGAAGCCCACAAUCCUUGCAGGAGCACGAGGCUACCUCCCAGUCCUCCCACCUGUACCUGCUGCUGGGAGUUUUAAAGGAGUGGAAAUCCUCACCAGGCUCCAACCUGGGCUCUGCACCCAUGGCACUGGAGAGGAACCUGUCAGAGCUGCAGCUCCAGGCAGCUGUGGAAGCGACAGGGGACCUGGAGGUAGACUGCUACCGGGCACCUUGCUGUGAGAGCCAGGAAGAACUGGCCCUGCAGCACUUGGUGAAGGAGAAGCUGCUGGCUCAGCUGGAGGAGAAGCUUCGUGUGUUCGCAAACAUUGUUGCUGUCCUCAACAAGGAAGUGGAGGCUUCCCACCUGGCACUGGCUGCCUCCAUCCACCAGAGCCAGUUGGACCGAGAGCACAUCCUGAACUUGGAGCAGAGGGUGGUGGAGUUACAGCAGACCCUGGCACAAAAAGACCAGGUCCUGGGCAAGCUUGAGCACAGUCUGCGACUCAUGGAGGAGGCGUCCUUUGAUGGUACUUUCCUGUGGAAGAUCACCAAUGUCACCAAGCGGUGCCACGAGUCAGUGUGUGGCCGGACUGUCAGCCUCUUCUCUCCAGCUUUCUACACUGCCAAGUAUGGUUACAAGUUGUGCCUGCGCUUGUACCUGAAUGGGGAUGGCUCAGGCAAGAAGACCCACCUGUCCCUGUUCAUCGUGAUCAUGAGAGGAGAAUAUGAUGCUCUACUGCCCUGGCCUUUCCGGAACAAGGUCACCUUUAUGCUACUUGACCAGAACAACCGUGAGCAUGCCAUUGAUGCCUUCCGGCCUGACCUGAGCUCAGCCUCCUUCCAGCGGCCACAGAGUGAGACCAACGUGGCCAGUGGCUGCCCGCUCUUCUUCCCCCUCAGCAAGCUACAGUCACCCAAGCACGCCUACGUGAAAGAUGACACGAUGUUCCUCAAAUGCAUUGUGGACACUAGUGCUUAGAGAUGUGGGGGGUGUCUCCUGACAGGAACCCACAGGCCAGGACAAGGAUGGGCUGAGGCUGGUGUGACUCCAAUGCCAAGGCAUGUGAGACUGGAGGGGUGUGAGCUGUGCAUACAGAAAGAGAGAGUGGAGGAGAAGACGGAAGUGGACAGACUACACAACACCUGGAGGCCAGCAUGCCAGAAGGUCCUGCAUGUUGAGACCAGCUUAGAUCAGGAUGAAGAGAGCCAGGCCUGAGGCAUGGACAUUUAGCCAAAGCUGUGGGGCCUAAGUGGAGGGGCACUCCUACUAGGACAUUCUCUGGAGGUCAGGGUAUAACUGGGGUAAUGUCCCAUCUCUCUGUUCAGACUCAAAACUAGGACCACAGGACAGAAGGGUCAGACAUUAAUGUGAAUUUAACUUGUCCUGGACUGAGUCCCUAUGUUAACAGACACGCAAACAGGUAAACCCAGAAGCUGUCCUGGGAAAUGCUUCCCAGCUGGAUUUGAAGACCUGUGAUGUUUUUACAGACAAAACAAACAACAAAAGCCUUGACUUUCCAGCUUCCUAUUCCUGAUGAGACUACACCCACAGAGGAUUCUGGAGAAACACCCAGGAUCCUCCUCCCUUCCAGCUCCCCAUUCACGUAAGCCUCUGAACCUAGCAGCCCAGUUACCCAAUGGACAGAAGCGCACCCAAGAGCUUGCCACGCAAGUACGGAGCUGGUGUCCAACACACAGCACCUUCAUGGACUCUCAGAGUGCCCAGCCAAAGGGAGACUACACUGCUAGCGUCCGGCAUUCCUCCAUCCAUGCAUCUUCCUUCCUUCUUCCCUCCCUUCCUCCCCCACUCCUCUUCCUACUCUUCCUCUUCCCCUCCCCCCUCCUUCCUCCCCUUCCCCAUUUCCUUCUAAAAAAGUCUCGUGUAGCCCAGACUGGUUUCAAACUCAGUAUACAGUCAAGGAUGAUGAUGCUUUCCUGAUUCUCCUGCCUCUAGCUCCCAAGUGCUGGGAUCAUAGAUGUGUGUCACCCUUCCUGGUUACAUGAGGUGCUGGGGACCAAGCCCAGGGCUUCCAGCAUGGUGGACAAGCACUCUGCUUAGCCACAUCCCCACACCUUUAAUGGCGCACUUCUGAUGGGAGGGGAAAGUUGUCUUCACACAGUGUGAGAGGCACUGUGCUGUUAGGGACAGCUGUGUGUGUCAUCUAUGCCUAGACACUGCAGGGGGAAAUAGUAGGACAUGCAACCCACUCUCCUGAAUCUUCUAGUUCAUCAGGAAGCCUGCAUGAUAAUUAUCACUAAAAGCAGAAUGGCGAGAAAAGCAUAGAAUCCAUUGGACAGAUGAGGGAAGGCUUCAUGGAAGAAGUGAGCCUCAAACCAGCCUGAAAUAUGUUGAAGUGCAGAGGAUCUUGUUGUGGAAGAGAGGACAGCCUUGGAGGGAUGGGGCAUGUCUUGGCUCCAAGCAGGGCCUGAGGGACCAAAGGCUGGAGAGAAAGGCUGGACCAGCCCAAACAUAGAUAGGUCAACUGGCCAAAACACAGAAAUCAUCAUAUAUGAGCUACUGCACACCUGGGCCUGUUAACAGAAGGGUGAGACCAUGGUUUAAACAGAUCAUUUAUUU
Messenger RNA from Mastomys coucha (southern multimammate mouse), 3516 nucleotides. It is a transcript of the gene Traf1, whose product is annotated as TNF receptor associated factor 1. The record is from RefSeq and is a predicted model, not a curated record. Gene Ontology annotation, biological process: regulation of canonical NF-kappaB signal transduction; protein K63-linked ubiquitination; tumor necrosis factor-mediated signaling pathway. Gene Ontology annotation, cellular component: plasma membrane signaling receptor complex; cytoplasmic side of plasma membrane. Gene Ontology annotation, molecular function: zinc ion binding; ubiquitin protein ligase binding; tumor necrosis factor receptor binding. Lineage: Eukaryota; Metazoa; Chordata; Mammalia; Rodentia; Muridae. The transcript is spliced from 11 exons. Bases 688 to 1917 code for a protein of 409 amino acids.